AUGGCGGAUGAAGUUGACCUUCGAGAGAAAAUACAGAAAUACGAGGAAUUUGUGAAUGACAAGUUAAGAACAGAUCUUGAAACUGUAAGGAAAAAUCAAGAGGAGGUGAAUUCAAGGAUCAGUGAAUAUUUACAACUGAAGAGUGUAAUAGAAAACAUUAAAAGUUCUGAAGAAUCCCGGUCAGGGAGAGAAUUAAAGACUCAAGUGGACCUUGGAUGCAACUUCUACUGCCAGGCGCGCAUAGCAGACCCAUCAAAGAUAUUAGUGUUAGUGGGCUAUGGAUUCUAUGUGGAGUUCACAUUGGAAGAAGCGCUUCGUUUUAUAGAGAAAAAGUGCGAUCAAUUAACUAUGCAUAGUCAAAAAUUGGGACAAGACUCUGCUAGGAUCAAGGCAAAUAUUAAACUUGUUCUGGAAGGGCUUAGAGAAUUACAGGGCCUUCGUCCAGUAGAAAAAGAACCUAGGCCUAUUUGGUGAAGGAAGUUUGGGAGCAAUUACUACAGAAUGCAGGGCCAAAUCGUAAGGACUUUCAUGGAAGUGGCUUGGUGGCUCCCUAGUAAAGACCAAUGUUUAAAGAACGAGAAAGAUAAAUAUUAAACGUUAUAAAGUGUUAGAUAGAAAUUAAGGUAUAUAGGUAAAAGGGAUGGUAUACAUUUUAGUAGGUUGGUGGCUUGGUGGUUCGUCAUUGGAGACUAGAGUCUUGAAGAGUGAAAAAGGUAUAUAUUUUAGUGGCCCAGUGGCUCAGCAGUCUCGACUAAAGAGCCACAGAGCCACUUGAAUGAUAAGGUCCUUUUAUUUCACUGAUGAGCUACCGAGCUACUCGAAAGAAUAAUUCCAAAAAAAAUGCUCUCUAUUUUGUAUUUAUGCCAAAGAUUGCAGGAAGAUCAUCAUGUCACUACAGUUGAACUUCUCUACAAUGGCCACCUUGGGGACAGAACAAAGUGGUCAUUGUAGAGAGGUGGCCGUUGAAGAGAGGUUGAAACAAGAGUGAAUGUAUGGACUGUUGGCCAAAAAAAUUGGCUGUUGUAGAGAGGUGGCCGUUGUGGAGGGGUGGCUGUUAGUGAAGGUUCGACUGUAUUAAGGACUGCACAGGUCAAAACUUCAAGGUGACCAGUUGGUGUGGUGUGGAGGAAAGAAUCAAAAUAAAAUCUAUGGGGAACUCAUGGGUGCCUUGUUUGAUAAAAAGUCAAGCAAUAAAAUAAAAUAUUUGUUUCAAGUUGAAAUGAUAUAUCCAAGAAAAAUUCUUGGUGCCUUGCAUGUACCUGUCAUGACACGCUUUGCUUAUUCACAAGUUCAUGUUCUCAAAAUAGCCACUCCAGAGUUCGAGAUCAGCUACUGUAAUCUAACUACAUUAUUUUUUAGUUACUAUUUUUAUUAUUACACUAAAAAUGCUGACUGUUUUUUGGCCUUUAUUCUUCCUUCUUACCCUCGCCCCCGCUCUUAUCUUUGACCUCUGUUCAGCUUUCAUGUAACCUGAGAUCACGCUCUAUUUUCAUUUUGCUUGGUAAAUGUAAUUCCAACAUGCGACACUUAAGGGCAACUGCCAAAAGUAACCGUUACUUUUGGCAGUUGCCUCAUGAUUGCCUCGUAAGAGGCACGAAACUCUGAUUAGCAAUAAGUGUUCAAGAUUUAAUCCAGUUCCAUCGGUCUAUAUGUAUUCUGCUCUAGUUCAACUAUUGAGCACUCUUAUAGUCGAUGAGGACGUCACUCUGGUACUUCAUUACAAAUUAUCGUUGAUAUUACCUGAUAAGUGUGGUCAUCUUUUGGCCAUGCGAAACAGAGCUAGUAAUAAAACGACGCACUUCCUCUGAAGUCUUGAACCAGUUUAUUAUAUUUAUAUACGUCUCUCUAUAUAUAUUUAUUAAAAACUGAAUCAUUGGAUGAUGCAAUUCUCGUGCUCUGAUUAGCUUAGCUCUCCAAAUAUGGUAGCACCGUGCUGCUCCCUGCAGGCUAUCCUAAACAAGGUCCAAUGUCCUUUGUCCUAAUCAAGGUAAUAAAAUUGAGGGUGUUGUCCUUAACAGGGUAUGUAUUUUGGGACUUUUUUUUCCUAAACAGGGUCAGAGUCUCAAAUCCUCAGUGGCUCACCAAUACCCAAAUAUUGAUCGAGCACCCCACACCCCCCUCCAGGGGACUUUUUUCUUUGGCAGAACAGCGAAGCAUCUAGACUUAAUACAAGUCGACCUCUUGGACUGGAGAUUAAAACCUCUGAUUUUGUGGAUGUGAAAAAGCCGAGAAAUAUUUUUAGUUUUGUUUAUAUUUUUUCAUGUUUUCCCUAGAUAUUUUAAAAGACAAUACCAUUCUGCAUUCACAGCAGUUUCCAAGGAUACAAAGCUCUAAACUUGGCAUGUGAAAGGGGCACCAUUUGUCAGUGGAAGGUAAAUUAGCCAUUUUCUGUCAAAAAUGAUAUAAAAAAGUUAAGGGGUUAGACCUCAGGGUGGAACCUCUCCGUUUAAAACUUUGUUGAUUACCACCCCUCCCCCGCUGAUUUUUCUAAUCGCGCUCCACAGAAACGAGGCGAGUGACCCCUGAACCGUUUGCAUGUGAUCCCAUCACGUAUGUGUCCCGGCCUCACGAAAAACAUCAACAACACUUCUUGACCAACAAAGAAAAUGCUGUAUCAUCGCCCGUCCGCAAUUGGGCGUGCGAUAGUUUUUGGGGAUUGUGUCAUUUACAUCACUUAAUCAUGCUCAGUUCUUGACUCACAAGUUUUUUUCGAAUUUAUUUGAUGGUACAGAAUUAUUGUGUGAGGCAAAACAGCCGCGUUAAUUCAAGUUGAUAAAUAAUGAUACCAAGAGUUUGCUCCCGUUUCUCCUGGAGUUUUUCUAAAGCCAUCCUUCGAAGAUCAAAUGUAUCUGGCUUGCAUUUUCUACAACGUCGAUAUGUGCACGAGGAACCCAAAGUGAAGAUUCCAGAUUUCUCGCAGGAGUUUAAGGGAAUGGAUGCUUCUUUCCCUUGUCUCACGGAACAACCCACGCGGUACGUGACAAUAACAGGCAAAUUGUUCCAUGCUUUGUCUGCUUCACCGGUUAAUUGUUUGCCUUAUGGAAUUCUAUCUACCAUAUAAAAUUUAAUUAUCGCUUCAGCGAGGUAUAUUGUUGGUAGUUUCAUAGUAUUUUAAUUCCUAGAUAUCAGUAUCUAGCGCCUGAUUGCACAUUUUCCUAGUAGGGGUAUUUUCAAGAAAGCCUUGUACAUUUUGGGGGAUGGGGAGGGGGGAGGUAAGGAGGCUCCCACAAAGGUAGGGUGAACCUAUUAUAAAGGUGGAUUUCUACUGUGGUGUAAUAUUUAUUUUUAUGUGGGUAAUAAUAAAAUAGAGGCAAUGUAUGAGUGUCGCAUAAAUGUAAAAGUUGAGUGCGGUUCAACUUUUAUGUUUACAUGUGACCUUUCAUACAUGCAUUGCCUCUAAUGUAUUUAUGCAUGAAAUUUUAGGGGCAUACACACAUACAAAGUAAGUGACAGUGGAAAUCCAUCCUUAUGAAGCGAGGGAAAAUAUUAGAAAUCAUUUGGGGACAGGGACUACAUAAUAAGUAGAUGAAGAAACCAACGUAGCUGCUGAUCUGAUAGACUGCUGGCAGUCACUCUGGAGUGCCUGGUUUCAAAAUGGGUAUGGAUUUUAUUUAUUUACCAGCUUUUCUGGACACAGGCCUGCCCAGAGGGAAUGUGCACGAACGGGACUCAGGUCCCAUGCAAGGUGCUAUCCCUACCCAAUCCCACAACCCAUAAAGGUUGGCCACACCACCGGGGUCUACGACCCCUACUUUUUUCCAAAUAGUGAUGUGGGUUCUUUUACCUUCCACAAGAACAAAUCAGUGAAAGUGCUGUGAGACAGGACCUACGGUUUUUUGUCCUUAUCUGAGACAACUAGAAAGUCUAACCAUUUGCAGAUGUCAUUACAAAGGCAGCACUUUCUUCUCAGUUAUUUAAAGACCCUGAGUGUUGGUCCGGCCGGGGUUUGAACCCGCGACCUCCUGCUCAGCAGACUGGCACUCUCCCAACUGAGCUAACCAGGUGGCGGUUUUUGGGUCGAGGGGCCGUUUCUCGAACAUCCCAGUAAUUAAAUGGCCUGGAAAGCUGUUGGUUUUUACAUUCAAGACCAAGGUUUCAAUAGCUUUGCAAAUAAUAUGAUAAAACUCUAACUUAACAAAACAAAAUGGGCUGGGUUGUUAGUGGGGACCUGGGCUUUUAUUUCUUAGGUCUUGAUUUGAAUAUUUGAUCCUCGGCCUGAAAAAUUACCCUGUCUUUCGAGAUAUGGGCCACUGUCUGAAAAUGGGUUUGGAAAACUAAAGGGCGGCAUGUUUUAGUCAGAAGUAGGGUCAGGAUUUGGUGAACCAAUAGUACAUACCCACCAAUAAUAUUAUUCUUAUGAUUACCCCUUCCUGGGGUAGGAGUGUUGUUUUUACUGGUUGGUAUUCUAAGGAGUGCAUGAAAGGUCUCAAAGAAAAAUAAAUUGCAGAAAAUGUGCCAGGAAGAUGUCAACAUUUUCACGACAUGACAAAUGGUCCCGAGAUGUAAAUAUCUGUAAGAAAGAAGUUGCUCUUCAUGUUAAGUUCUACUUGGUGUUUAAAGAUAUUAAACAGCAUUUAACUUUUCCCUUGGUUUCAAUAGGUUGAGUUCUGCUGGUGUUGAUCCAGUAUACUCCAAAAUAAAUUCAGGUUACAAGACAUAUCAUCAUGACCGCCCAUUUUUCUUCAAGUACAAUGAUGGCAUUAUACCUCAGCUAGAAGUUGCAUAUGAAACCUGGGGUGAGUUGAAUGAAGCAAAAGACAAUGUGGUCCUUUUGUGCACUGGCCUGUCUGCUUCAUCGCAUGCUAAGAGUCAUUCAGUAAGUACUCGCUUUUUCACCCAUCAGGUUCUGUCUGUAGUAUGCACAGAUCUGGGAAAAUAAUUUUGCCAGACAAUGGAUUUGGCUGGUUUGUGGGACUUAACAUUUGCGUCCAUACUGAAUAAUGUUGUAGUUGUUGUUCUCCUAUUAAACAUUAAGUCAAAAUAAAGUUACAGUAUGUUGAAAGGAAAACUAUUAACAAGCUCCCCCUUCGAUUAAUUACCCUUCUUCCUGAAGUGCCCCUCCAUUUAGCCAAAAAAAUUUGAAUAAGUACCCAGGUACUUAUUCGUGGAAAUAGGUUACUCAUGAAUAUUGAAUAUUUAUUGUGUACCUUGCUGUCACAUACACUGUAAUGCAAAAUUGUACAAUGUAAGUUACUGGAAUGUACAUGUAUUUUAUGCAGGACAAUACCACACCAGGCUGGUGGGAGAACUUUAUUGGCCCUGGCUGUGCUUUGGAUACCGAUAAGUUCUUUAUCAUUAGCUGCAACAAUUUAGGAGGAUGUUAUGGUACUAGGUUGGUAAUUGUCAAAUUUGUUGUUCUUGAAUUCUACAUUAUUUUGUAGCUAACCUUAGGAUGUCUGAAGAUAAUAUAAUAUGUUUACAUAUAUUUUAUUCAUUUAUUUUUUUUUUACAGUGGACCUUCAUCAAUCAAUCCUUUGACAAACAAGGUAGUUUACUCUGCCUCUGUUUUAUUUUAUUGUUUAUUAUUUUUGUUGAACAUGUACCUGACGACUUGUCAAUUUCUGCUGAUAGUGCCCACCCAUCAGUCAAUCACCCCUGUAGUAUUUUUCAGUGUUACAAGUAAACAACACUUUUGAACAUACACAUAUUUCUGAAUCAACGUACUAAUAACUAACAAAUGGUAAAUGGCCCAGAGUGUACUAUUGAGUUGUAGUUGCAUGCAGGAGGUUGCUAUUAAUUAAAGCUUAAAAGAAGCGUAAGAGUUGCACAAGGCAAUAGCCAAGUGCGACUCUAGCUUCUUGAGUGCUUACCAAUCCUCCCAAGUGCAACUAUAACUCAAUAGUACAUGCUGAGCUAUUUUACAUAAUCAAAAGAGAACAACUUUUAAUUUUGCUCACAAAAAGCAGGGGAAUGAUGUGAGUGCUGUAAUCUGCCCGAGCUAUGGCAUGUGCAAAUUAUUCUUUGCAAAUUCUUUUCUUUCGAAAAAGAUCGUUUUGCUGAGUAAUUAGUUCUCCGUCUCAGUUUUACAUUAUCUUUAGCGUUCUUUUUAAACUUUCUAUCAGUAAUGAAAGAAAAUCUUUGUAAACCAUGAGGUUAAAAAAAUAUAGUUGCAUAGAAAAUACUGUGUACGGCUUUGAGUGUGCGCUAGCUUUCACCACCACUCACUCAUGGGCAAAUAGUAAAUGUCACUAAAAAUGACCAAUGAGAGUGCUCACUUUACGUUUGUUAUGUUAUAAUUUUCUUUACAGCCUUAUGCCACAACCUUUCCCCUUGUGAGUGUUGAUGACAUGGUUCAUGCCUUCUUUCUGACCUUGGAUUCAUUGGGAAUAGGAAAGGUUUGUGUAACAGUAAAACUGAUUUUUUUUCUUGUAUUUUUUAACCACUUUUUUCUUAAAACAUGUUCCCAAUUUUAUUGAUUACAGGUUCAUGCUGUUGUAGGCGCAUCUUUGGGAGGCAUGUCAUCUCUGAAUGCAGCAGCUCUGUAUCCUGAUAGAGUAGGAAGGUAAGGGUGGUAUUCACUCUGAUAUAACACCAGUAUGGCUUACAAAUUGCAGCUAUAUAUAGCUGACAAGCAUAAUAUCAUAAUUUAUUUGCCGAUAAUUUAUUGUUUUAUACAUUGAUCGUGGGGAUAGGAGCAGUAACAGUAAAACGGAUCCUAGCUGCCAGGUAAGCAGGAAGGAACAGGGCUAAGGAGAUUGUGGCUUAUAAGCAUUAGAGAAAAGAGAGCACUUACAUUAGCUUGACGUUGUAAGAAAAUCUUAGUAAUGGUAGAUAUGGGGGAAUUUUUUAUGGUGUUAAAGCUUUUAUGCCAGUGUUUGUUACUUACCUGGAGUUUGUACAUCCACUUACAGUAAAGUACUGCCCAGCACCCCUAGGCUUUGAAGGUGCAGUAGUGUAAUUUGAUGGUGUGUGAGGCCACUGUCUUUGAUGCUGUCCCACGGGGACAGCAGGGAGCUUUCACAGGGGACUUAUGCUAGUGUCAAACUGGGAUAAAGGAGCAUACCUUAUGCCCCUCAGUCCAGUCCGGAAUCCCCACUUUGUUUGACCCAAUGUCCAACACUCACUUCUAGAUAUGAAAUAGUUACAUGUAUAAUAAUAGCAGAUGUGUGAAGUGUAUGUUCUUGCAAUGGGCAGCUGAUUAUCUUUGUCCUCUUGUGACUGUCAUUGAUAACAGGUAGGGGUCCACAGGGACUCACAACCUCCUAGCUAGCAACACUCUUGCCUCACCUCACCAGCUUUUUAUACUCUCAGGCCAUGUUUGGGACUGGUGCUUCUAGAAUCCUGUUUUCAGAGUGGUUGCUACUUUUUAUGAAGUUUUUAACAAGUCUUUAAUUUUUGUAGAGUGGUAACGAUAUCUGCUUGUGCCCAGUCACAUCCAGCAUCAAUAGCUCUCCGUUAUGUGCAGCGUAGAAUACUGAUGAGUGACCCCAACUGGAACAAAGGCUUUUAUUAUGAUGGACCCUAUCCAAGACUUGGAAUGAAACAUGCACGGUCAGUUAGGCUCAACCUAACAUGUAAUGAUUUGAUUCCUAGCUCAGUGGGUCGUUCAUUUCUCACUGACUUUAUAUUCCAUCUAGUUUUUCCUUUCUUAUUGAAAUUGUUUUAACCCGGCCGUUAUUUUAGUAAACAGCUAUAGUCCUAAUUUUUGUAAGAAAACAAAAUUCUGAAGAAUUGUUUUAGUUGUAGUCAAGAGAGGUCCUAUCAUCUCUUUAGCCUGCAUAAUAGGCGUUAUUUUUUCUCCUUUUUCAAUGAGCUAAGGCAAGUGCGAAGUGAGUGAGGAGUGCCAGACACGUGAGAUGGUGGAAGGCGCGUGUCUAGAGCUCCUUGCUCGCUUCGCGCUUGCCUUCGCUCCCCUGAAAAAGGAGAAAAUUAACGCCUGUUAUGCAGGCUACUUUGUUGUAAAAUGAUGUCCUCUUGAAAGGUCUUGUUGCAUAACAAGGGUUCCCGUUUGACUGCAUGUUCAUGCAAACAUUUGGAAAGAGAGACCGUAUUCAUUGCUUUCGCCCAGAUUGUUGUAUCUAACUCUCACGGAAACUCUAGCUGCGUUAGUUAAGGCUCAGUUAACAAAGCUGAUUGAUGGAUUGUUUUUCAAUUAGAGAAGUGGCUACGAUUUCAUACCGCAGUGGACCUGAGUGGGAGCUGAGAUUUGGGCGGAAACGUAUUGAUGAUCCCCCUACAAUAUCACCAGAUCUCUGCCCUGAGUUUGAGAUUGAAAGUUAUCUCGACUAUCAGGUGCGACUUUUAUUACACGCUAAAACGAAAAAAAAAAUUAACCUUAUGCAUGGUAUAAGAGAAAAACGACCCAACUCGUAACCUCUAAGCUGCGAUUGGGUAUGUAUUAUUUUUGACACCAUUAAUUUUUUAGGUUUUGUAGCAAGAGUUCACUUGAAAAACAACUCCAAAAAAAGGGGCACUUUUGUUCAUAUUUUACUCCUUAAUGAGCAUUUCCUUGAAUUACUCUUCUUAGUGCCACGCAGCUCACUGUUUUUUUUAGUGAAGAGCUCACCUGGCUAAUCAGUUGUAAACAUUUGCAUUUGCCCUCGCCUCGCAUUGUGGUAAUACUGACGCGCAACGCUUCAAGCAAACGUAGGCAAUAAGGAAACCAGAGACGAGACGAAAAAAUAAUCGUAGGUAUAAGGUGAUGAAGCAACUGAGUAUCUAACGACAAGCCGACCAAACUGGCAGGGGUCAAAGUGACCUGAGGUCGAAGUAACGAGCCGAAAGAACAGUUCUUAAGGGGAGGCUAGUGAGGUGAUGCUUUUUCAAACUUUGCGUCACCGUUUGUGAGCGAAAGUCGCGGAAUUGGCUUAUAGUUCCAUUCCAGGUUUCACCGAGUGUUAUUAUGAUUUUGAUCAUAUCACUGCACUUGUCAUAUAGCAUAUUGAUAAUACUGUCAAAUCCUGUGAAAUAUAAGUAGUUUAGAGAGGGCUUCGUUGUCGAUGUCGUGUCUUUAGAGUGACGGUUGAGAAAAUCGAAGUCAGUUGAUUUAUUAACCGAGAUUUACCGUUACAAAUGUGUUUUUUUUUUCAUGUUGUUUUUUUCUGCUUUACCAGGGUGAUAGCUUUUGCCUCAAGUAUGAUCCCAACUCGCUGCUGUACAUAUCAAAGGUAACCAUUGGGCCACCGUGCCUCUCAUCCCCUUUUUGUAAUGAGACACAUCCCUUCUGAGACACGUCUUAAUGUGACUGCAGUUGAAAGCAUUAUUUGUUUCCUAAUUCACUUGACAGGCGAUGGACCUGUUUGACUUAGGAGAAGGCUUCAGUUCUCUCUCGGAAGGAGUGGCAAGAAUCCAGUGCCCGACUCUGGUAGGUACUGGGCAGCGAGUCAUGGAAGCAUUUUCUUGUGUUUUUUUUUCUCUUACUGAGAAAAGUUUUGUUUAAAAAAGUGGAGGUUAUUUCACCUUUUGGUGCUGAAGGAUGCCGGCCUAGCCUUGUUGUAUUUAACCAUUAGGCCACCUCCCCUCCCAUCCUCUCUUUGUAAUGAGACACAUCUUACUAUUUACCUGCUUCUUCUCUUUGGGGGUGGGGGUGGGGGUGGGGGUGGGCGUUGAGGAGGAGAGAACGGGGUACCUGGACAUAGACCGGUUUAUCUUCAAGUCAUAACCGUUUUUUUCUCUAAUUCGUUCAUAGGUGUUGGGAGUACAGUCGGAUGUUCUAUUUCCAGUUACACAGCAGAGGGAACUGGAGACUCUUCUUAAGGAAGCUCGUAAGGAAGGAAUAAACAUUAAUUGUAACUUGAAGCAGGAUUUACUAUAUUAUGUUAUACUCAACUAAAGGAAGAAGAUCUUUCAUUCAUUGCUCACAAUAAUUAUUCGUUACUCUGGUAAAGUAGAAAUGUCUGCAAGGAAGAGCUGAUACCAUAAAUGUUGAGAAAGUUUUUUGUCAGCAGAGAACUCAGGGUACGACUAAACUACCAUCUUAGGAACUUAAGUCCUAGGCUUCGUAUUUGGGACACCAUUCUGAACACAAUUAUAUCUUGACUACUGUUUGGUAUUUGAGCUAUUGUAUAAAUCUUAGUUAAGGUGGUUUAAGUGUCCGAGUGUGCUAUUGUCUAGAGCACUGCUCUCCUUCUUUCAGAUAACCAUGACGUGACAUAUUAUGAACUUCCUUCUAUUUAUGGUCAUGAUACAUUUCUACUUGAUGUCGUUGCCGUUGGAGCGGCAAUUAAGGUAAGUCACGUGGUUGAAUUUUAAGACACAGUUUAAGACAUACACCGGCUCAUCAAUGGACGAGAGCUCUUCUGUGCUUUUUAAGGGAGUUCUGUUUGGAAUCAGUAAUGGGUAAAAGUGUAUAUCAGGCCUUAAUGGACCUUUAUAAGGCCAUAUAGCAAGAUUCGUUUGGUUUUUUUUUUUCUCAUUCCGACCAAACCACGUCAUGUAACGAUAAGUCUUGUCAAAAUGGUUGCGUUUAGGCAGUUUUCGGUAGGAUGUAGCUUUUUCUGAAAUUAAGCUCAGUUAGCUGGCCAGUUACUACUGCCGGAAUUUGGUUAUUUAAAGGCCACAGAUUUACAUCUUUUCAUUCCUUUUGUUUACUGUUAUUAGGGUCACAUCGAAACAGACCUGAAGAUUCACGGGGAACGCAAGCUUCCCAUCGUGAACAAGAAGAAGGAUUGAAACCUUAAACGGCAUUGGUGACCUCAAGUCGAGACCUCUAAUGCUGCUUAACUAGCGCACUUUCAAAUAGGGUCACAUCGAAACAGACCUGAAGAUUCACGGGGAACGCAAGCUUCCAAUCGUGAACAAGAAGAAGGAUUGAAACCUUAAACGGCAUUGGUGACCUCAAGUCGAGACCUCUAAUGCUGCUUAACUAGCGCACUUUCAAUAUGGUUUUUCUUUAAGUAUACUGAAUGCCAAAGAACGUCAGUCAGUCAGUCACUCACUGCUCAAUAAUGUACCAAGUUCUGCCUUAGACAACAAAACCUAACAUGUCCUACUUGAUUAUUUAAAAGCGAUAACAGAAUUUUGACCGCCAUGCCACUAGCAACAAUAGUAACGCCCCUUUAUUCAAAAUCAUUUACGGUAAAAACGACGCAAAGAGCAUUGUGCCACCAGAGGCAGGUGACGCAAUAGGCUCAUUCACAGAAUUUUAGACUGAGGUGAAACGGACAAACAUACAAACAAACAAAACAAAAAACUAAGCGAAAAAGUAAAGAAAUUACAUCACUUUCGUAUGAAUUCAAAGAUAAUUAUACGUAGAUAGUAACUCCAGUGAACUAAUGCGUUUUUUAAAACGGCUUCUUAUGUGAGAACAAAAAAAAGUACGUUAAUAUUAUGAUAGAUGAAAUUAAAAAUAGCGUUGAGGCUAUAACAGUGUUGUAAGUAUUAGGCAAAGGGGUAGUCUGCGAAUACAGCCGUGUCUCCUCGUUCCUCGUCGCUAGGGACGCUUCGCAGAAGAGGCAGAAAUUCCAUACUGAUGACGUAAAAUCUGUACGGAAUCUGUUCAUGCGAAACGUCCCGAACGGCGAGGA
Porites evermanni is the source of this 11465-nucleotide messenger RNA. Lineage: Eukaryota; Metazoa; Cnidaria; Anthozoa; Scleractinia; Poritidae. The record is from the annotation of a GenBank genome assembly.